AUGGAUACAAACAGAAGUGAUCCAAUUUUAUAUGAAAAGUGUUCAAAGGAUUUCAUUUCCGCUGUCAUAGUUCAAAGUUCAAAAGAAAAUGCGGAACAGGAAUCUGGUGUUAAAUUGCUAGCCGAUCACAAAGCAUUUGUCGAUAGUUUACGUCGCAACAAACGCACUUGGAAAGUACCCUGGUUCAUAGUGUUAAUGUGUUUACUACAGAUCUCAAUGUAUUUAAUCGACAAUCGUUGCAUACGUCAGCAUUUGAUGUUUAUGCCGAAUGCUGUGCAUGAAUAUUGGCGUUAUUUCACAUAUAUGCUUCUACAUUCGGAUAUACUGCAUCUGUUGAUGAAUAUUUGUUUACAGUUUGUUAUAGCCUUUUGUUUGGAAAGCGAACAAAGCCACUGGAAAGUAGCAACAAUUUAUAUAAGUGGCGGAAUUUCUGGUUCAUUGGCCACACGUUAUUUGCAGCCCGAAUUGUCGCUGAUGGGUGCUUCAGCCGGUGUGUAUGCUUUAUUGAUGAGCCAUAUUCCGCAUCUUUUGAAGAAUUUUCCUUUACUCACCCAUCGUUAUUUGCGCAUAUUGGCAUUAAUGAUUUUAUUUCUGAGCGACAUCUGUUUUACGACAUUCCAUAUACUCAUCAAUCACAAUACGAAUCCACGCAUUUGUGUCGAAGCUCAUGUGGCAGGUGCUGUUAUCGGUUUGAUUUUUGGAUUUUUCAUUUACUCAUCCCAAGCUAAGGCCAGCAGUAAUGUGAUGAAGCAGGAACUGGAGCCGGGGCAGCAAUCGUGUAUUUUGGUUACAUGCAACAGUUGA
This is a messenger RNA of Musca vetustissima, 804 nucleotides long. Its product is annotated as rhomboid-related protein 2-like. The coding region runs from base 1 to 804 and encodes 267 amino acids. Gene Ontology annotation, cellular component: membrane. The record is from RefSeq and is a predicted model, not a curated record. The transcript is spliced from 4 exons. Gene Ontology annotation, molecular function: serine-type endopeptidase activity. NCBI's taxonomy places the organism in Eukaryota, Metazoa, Arthropoda, Insecta, Diptera, Muscidae.